Molecule: messenger RNA, 5778 nt
Organism: Haliotis rubra (blacklip abalone)
Lineage: Eukaryota; Metazoa; Mollusca; Gastropoda; Lepetellida; Haliotidae
Source: RefSeq, a predicted model, not a curated record
UUUAACACCUGGAAGAAAACAUUUAGAGUGUGUUUAGUGUUUAUUUUCGUCAAAAACACAUACAUUGGAUGUACUGAACUAUUUAUUAAUUGGCUGUUGCAGUAGAAAACUUGACCAUAAAUCACACCGCGGAAGAAUAUCGACAUUCAACUGUCUGCUAGCGAUAGAAGCAUGUUACUGUCAUGUUGAGGUAAUCACAGGUUACUGUAAAAGAUUGUUUUAGGCGUGUUCACAGAAAUCGAAGCUGAAUUCAUAACCGGUAGACAUCAGGUAAGUGUCGAGUAUCUCUCAAGAUGCCGACAACUUUGCCUUUGUCGAAAUUGGUGGACCUGGCCCUCGGGACACCUGAGGUGGGGGCUGUCAAUUUCAAUGUUUUACACACUUUACUCCAUGCGAUGAUCUCUAAACUAAAUAUAACAGAUGUCAAAGCCGACAUAAAUGAAAGUGAUCGUGAUUUCCUUUCAUCGAACAAACCCCAAAGAGUGAUGACAGCCCUGAGUGAUAUUGACAGUGGCAAAGGGGAAGAUUCGGAAGAUGCAUUAAGUGAAAUUAGAGAUUUGAGUGAUCCAGACACCCCUGCCUCCUCUGCCAAACACAAGUUGAAAAGAUCAGUCCCGUACCAUCAUCUUGAACUACGGGUAGAAAAACUUGCUGAACAGUUAGAAAAUUUAAAUGCUUUGCCUACAAACUCGGAUCUGUUUGAGAGAGCCAAAGCCAAGGGUGAUGGAGAAAGACCUAUAGCUGAUAUGUGGCAGUACAUGCAACUGAAGAAACGAGUGGAUGCCAAUGAGGAAGGAGUUGGAAAGUUGAUGUCCCUAGUGGAGGACCUGAUGAAAGAGAUGCAGACGUUGCGAGACACAAACUCCAAUCUGCUGGACCGGAUCAACAGUUUGAAUAUUGAUGAACUAAACAAGAAAUUAGCGGAUUUGGAAAAGGUUACGAAUGAUUUGAAUGACAAGUUCAGCACACUGCCGACCGCUGAUGACUAUGCCCAGUUUGUGACCUGGCCCCUAGAGGAUGCCUUGAAGGGGGUGAGGAAGGACUUCGAGGAACUUCAGGUACCUCCCCAAGAGAGAGUUGUCAUUGAGAUGGGCAGCCAGACAGAACAAAGAGCGCCAUCACGCCCUACCUCAUCACACCGCACACCAUCACGCCCAAUGUCAAGUCUGAGCACAUGCAGUUCAGGUCCCUCAAAUGACCUGCUCGAAGUCCUUGAGAAAAUUGGGAAGUUGUCAUCUUCCCACGAUGCCCUCACUAAACGUGUAGAGGAGCUGGAGGAACAGAUGAAGAAUAAACUGGACAAAGAUGCUCUUGAAGGACUGAACAUCUCAGGGGACCUGAUGGAGCAACUGAACAAGUUGAAAGAGGAGCUUGAUGCCCUGCAGUCCAUGAGAGAUAAGUUUUCCACGACUUUACCAACCACUGGGUCUGUUGUGAAUAAAGGUAUGUCUAAGGAUAGAACAGGGCAGAUUCACACCUACCAGCCUCCUAGUGAUGGAGAGUCAUCAGACACUGGUACAGCCUCUGGAUCUGAAGCAGCUUCUUUAUCACAUAACCAGUCCAGUCAAGAACUUCUGGCCAUCUUACGAUCACGUGUGUCAGACUCUGAAGCCUUUGAGGAACUGAUUUCUCGUCUUGGAAACCUGGAGGACAAUUUUAAGAACCUGCAGCAGGCUAUACUGAACCCAAUUGAGGACAGCGGUUUCUCCAGUGAACCUGUGUCUGACCUACGGUCAUUCCUGUCUGACAUGGAGGAGAAGAUAUCUGUGUUGUCACGUGAACCCAGUAAUGUUACCCACGUCACUGACCCUGCGAGUGAAGGUGAGAGCAAAGGACAGGAAAAGGGCCACUUGAAGACAGGGCAUGAUAUUAGAGAUAUACCAGAGGAAGGAACAGUUGACAGACAGUUCAGUUCAUUAUAUGAUUCAACAGACGAUGAAUCUGGCACUGAUCAUCUGAACAUGGCGUCUGUUGAGUUGCGUAGCACAAACGAAAAACUGAAACAGCUCAGAUGUGCCUUGGAUGAACAAAUUGGGGAGGUGAUGAAUAAAGUACGUGCUCUGGAUCACGAUCUGAAACGGAUGGCAAAAGGUGUGGAGUUUGCCCUCAUGAAAUCGCGGGUAUCAGGACUGUCUGACAUGAGCUUUUCGACGAUGCGACACAGCAAUGAAGAAAUUAUAAAAAAUGUUGAAUCUGUGCAUCCUGAUGACAACAACCGUGACAGCGCCAACAUCAGCGCCCCAGGACCACCACUACUUGACUCUGAUGCUCUGAACAGAGCUCAGCAGGCGAUUCUGCAGCUGCAGGCUGAACUUGAACGACUCCACAACAUCACGCAGAACAUCGUUGAGGAAAACAAGCACCGUUCCAAACAGAUUGAGAACCUGCUAGGCUACUGUGAUACUCUUCAGGACAAGAAGGCAGACAAGGAAUAUGUUGCUAUGGAGGUCGAUGUGAAAGCUGACAAGCGUCAGCUGGACAACAAGGUGAACCACAGCCUGUUUGACAAUACCACAGGCGAGAUCAACAAGAUCAUCAAGGAGAUCCUGGACAAGUUGGACGGAAAUGAGAAUUCCUGGAAAGAUGCCUAUGCCCAGUUGGCUAAUGAUGUGGAGGGCAAGCUUGACCGACUGGAGAUUGACCCACUCAAGGACUGGCUGGAGUCACGCCUCAAGGCUCUCAACAAGAAGAUCAUGGCCAACGCUGGCAACGAGUGGUCGGAAGACGAUGCUGCUGGACUUAGGAAGCAACUGCUGCAGAGAUUCAACUGCCUGUCAUGUGACCGCCCUGUAGAUCUUAUGCCAACCGGUGCUGUCCCAUCACUGCCAAGUCAGAAUGGUCUCCCGGGCACUAGGUCACCCCGACCCUACACCACCUUCGAGCUGGAUCAGAUUCGUCAGAAUGCCAAGAGUGGGUAUCUUGGCACCAAUAUGGUGAAUUUUGAGCGUGCUCUUGCUGACAAAAAGCUGGCCAAGAUGAGGCGUGCCGACUUGAAGGCGUUCCUUGUUCAUUUUGGCCAGGACAUAGAAGCACUGGCUCGCUGUCAGAAGAGAGAACGCGCCAUCUUCAACCAGCAGGACAUCACCGACUACUAUGCCACAACACGACAGUGUGGGGGGAACCACACCUUAACCUAUCCCCACAAGAAGGUGUCUCGUAUGACGCAGAUGAAUAAUCUCUUCAAGGAGGAAACAGAAGUGGCACCUGUACCAGUGUACCCCAUCUACAAGGAGGAGGUGGAUGUACAGGGAGUAGAUGGUCACAUAUACCGUGGCCGAAUAGAGAGGAUGCAGAUUGAGGCGAAGAUGCCGUCCAAGAUGUCGCCACAGUCAAUCAAUCAGGUAGGCGCGAUAUCACCAGCAACCCCAAGAACACAACGUAAGAUGCCGGGGAUGGACAAUGACCCCAUGAGAGGGUCCCCAACCCCUCCUGUUGGCACACGAGGCCGACCAAUGUCAGCCCGAGGGUCAGUAUCUCCCCGACCUGCCUCAGGUCGAAUUUCAUCAAGGCCACAGUCUACCCGCCCAAUGUCAGCUAGACAGUCAGGUCUGGAGUCCUCCAGGACUACACCCUACCAAGAGGAACCUAUGCCACAACAAGAUGGCGUCCCAGUAGAUCAAGGGCAGAUAACUGUGGAGUCUGAAGCUAUCAGGGUUGAUGUUCCCACACCUGAUAUAACGGAAGAACAGACAGAGGGUUAAAUAUGCGGGAUGUACCUUGUGCUGUUAGUGAGUAGAUAGGAAAUAUAAUAUGUAAAUUAUAGAAUCAUCACCUGGUUUGCUAUUAAUUUGUUAUCAUUUCGCAUGAUGCAUUUGAUCAAUGGUAGCUUCUUCUGAUAGACUAAGACUAAGAGCCUAUUGCAAUAUUUUUGUUUUUAUGUGGAAAAAUAUUUCGAUUUUUGGACUUUUGAUAUCGUAAAAGGAAAAUAUCUUAUCUUAUUUGAUCAUGAAGUUUUUUAAUGGUUUUCAUGAAGGAUGAAGUAUCUUUAAGAGAUUGAAUUGGCUCUAAUUUUGAGUAAGUUUGAUGAGAUUAUUGGGAAUAGUUUUUUUAAAGAUGUUUGUUUAAGAUAUUAGUCUUUUUGGUUUUUGAUGGCUCCUUGAAUUCUUGGUCGGUGUAUAUACCAGUUGUAGAAUAUCUACUGCAAUAAAGGACAUACUCGUAAUCGAGGCAGACUCACAUGAAAUGUACAUGUAUGAACAUGCAAUAUACAAACUGAGUGUCAAUUAGUUGUAGUGAAGUGUGAUCAUGAAAUUGAUACAACUGCGUGUGCUUUCAAACAGUAUUCAACUCUUAUGCAAUGAAAUGUAUCAUAAUCAUUAGUAUUUAUCUGUUUCAUGUUUUGUUCUGUCAUCUUAUUCUAUUGUUGCUAUGAUAUGUGCAAUCUGUUUAUAUUCAGCUAUGACAUAGUGUUUCUUGAGUUUAAUCUUCCAAGCAGUAUUAUACUUGUUUUCAUUGCUAUUUGUUUCUUUCUGUUUCUGUUUCGUCUUCUUGAAUAAAUCUGGUUUUGAAUUUUUUAAAACCCAGAGAGUUCGUGUUGGGUGACCUGUGCCAAAAGAAAAGACAUGUACAAAUGUUUCUGUGAUAAUCUUUUGGUCAGAGAUCGUUUUGUUACGCCAGUCUCUAUUUUAUACAUUAUUUGUUGAGCUUUUGUUCUUAAUCUUAUAACCAGAUAUUUUAAGUCACUUAAAUUUGAUCAGAUGAAGUCAUUUGUUGAUUAUUGUCAUUCCACAACAUGCAGAUGAUAUUUAUUCUGGUCUGUUAAAAAUGGAGAAGAUUAAUAUUUGCAGCUAAAGGUCAAAGUGACCCUGAUAGGCCAUCAUGGUGUGAGCUUGUCCUCUCCUGUGACGAAGAUCAAGAGCAAUUAUGCUAGAAUCGUCAAUGAAUCUGUUUUCUCUUUUGUGUUUUCUUGUCACAUUAGAGUUUGUUUGUUUGUGUGUAUCAUUUUUGUUUUGUACAUAGACAAAAAGACGUGUGAUAGGGACUGGCCACUAUGCAACCAGAGACUGUGAUACUAAUGUGUAUCUUGUUUAUCUGCUUCAUGCAUGAUGUGUUUUGUAUGUGCUUGAACUUGAUAGAACUGUCGAAAUAUUUACUAAUGACUUCAAUUUCAGAACGGAUAUGGCGGGGUAUGGAGGAGGGAGAGGAGAAAAGCGGUCAGCCAGUGUUUGAAAUUAAUCAAAUAAUUAAUUAUUUCAAAUAAUUACAAAUAUAUUGACUGACCUUUUGCUAAUUUUGUCAAGAAGAAAAAUAAGAAUUAGUAUUUUUAAAGGACAUUAACCCCAAAUGAACCAACACGAAGAAUAUGUAAACAAGAGUUGCAUUGAAGUCUGAGAUUCUGGUCCAUACUGAGUUUGAGUAAACUGCUUUUGCAAAUAUUCUUGUCAUUUGUUCACCUUGCCCACAGUGGGAAGCACUGCCUCCAUGUUUAUGGAAGAGGCUCUAGCCUGGUGUAUUGCACUCGCUGUCAUAGUGACAUAUAUACAUGCAUAUUUUUAGAUGAACUCUGAACUGCAUUUCUGUUAUUUCAAUUAGCAUCAGAUGAUCAUCAAAGAUGAGGGUGAAAAGACCAAUGUCCUGUGGUUCCAAUGUCGUGACCCUUUUUGCUUGACACUCUACAUUUUAUGGCCAUUUUUGUGGAAUCUAUAACCAUGAAAUCAAAAUCCGUUAGAUCCAGGAACUCUAUGUUGUGUUUUUGUUUCUUUUGACAGUUUCUCCUGGAAGUUUGAAAACAAGGGUGGGUAACUCUCAGCUCAUUUUUCGCUUCUUGUCAACACAGAC